Durusdinium trenchii is the source of this 1929-nucleotide messenger RNA. The record is from the annotation of a GenBank genome assembly. NCBI's taxonomy places the organism in Eukaryota, Dinophyceae, Suessiales, Symbiodiniaceae.
AUGUCAACUUUGACUGAUAAUGCACUCGUCAUCCAAGCUCCAGCCGACAUCACCGUGCGCGGCCAAGAGAUCAAUCAGUACAAGUCUGCGUGGCAUGUUCUCAACGGUGCCUGUUUGAGGAGCAUCCAACUGCGCAAGCCUGCUUUGGUUGCAGAAGGGACGAAGCAGGAGCUGAGUCAUGAGCUGGAGGUUGUUCUUGUCCACCGGGAGGGGACGGGCUCGCGCUUUGCCAACGUUAUUGUGCCCAUAGAGGUCAGUGCUGAGCCGUCCUUGGAUCUUUUGGCACCUUUAUUAGACCAAGCAGAACUCCCAAGUGAGGUUGGGGAACUACAGCCUGUUCUUGUAAGCAUGCUCCCCCUCAAGCUUGCCAACGUCUUCGCCAACGUCUCGUUCCAGCAUUUCUGGGCAGAAGUGAAGACCUCGUGCAACGGCGGUUCAGCUGGGGCACGAAUCUUUAUGAGGAACCAAACCAUUGCCACUUCGAAGUCACGGCUGCAGCGGGUCCUCAACAUGCUGCAAUAUGCUCCAGAGCAAUUGCCCACCCUGCCUCCAACACAGACAUGGUUGGUCCAGCCGUGCCCAAGAGGAGGUUCCUGUGCAUUUCCGACUCCGACCAACUUGACCCCACAGCUUUUGGAGGCACAGGCAGCCUUGGCAAAUGACUCCACAAAGUUGCAAACUGCCAAGCAGGCUGGGACAGACACACUGCACACAAGUCCCAGUGCUUGCCCGCAGGCGAUGGACGAGUCCUUGUUGGCGCUGACGGGGAAUGGCACUGAAAUUGCCAACGAUGUGUACACAACGGCCGUGCGAAGCAGAGACCAUCUCCGCAAUGCACAGGCUGCUGUGGAUGGUGCCUCUCGAACAGUCGAAACUUUACAAGCACAGAUUGACAGCGCGGCCUCAGCUGUUUGGGAUUCAGAUGCACCUCCAGUUGGUUCUGGGGACAGCAGGACCACCACAAGCACAAGCACAACCACCGCAAUUUCACCCGCAGUCUCAGCCAAACCAUCCAUGUUGGCAACCGGCAUAAGCGUGCAUGACUGCAGCAUGCAAGCUGCAUCACCCGUGGAGGUGGACCUCGCAAAGACCGAACAUGUUGAUGCAGGUUCUGGUGAAAGUUCUGAAGCACUCCUGUUUUGGCGGCUGUCGGCGACACCCGGCUUGCCUCCAGCAGAAGCAGCAGCGGCGGAAAGUGCUGCUGUAGCGCCAGAGCUUCAUGUAGCGAAUUUGGGUGACAGACUUCGCAUUACACCUGUGGACCAAAAACCCUUAAUGGUCUUGCUGGUGCAUGGCCUGGAGUUGCCCAUUUCCUUCGUUGAAGUGAGUGUGCCUGGUCAACAUGCCUUGGCCGGAAAGAGGUCUGCGGCUGAGAUUCAGCUGGUUCACAUGCCUUCCGAUGCUUCCAAAGCUGUGGCUGUGGCUAUGCAGAUGGACACAAGUCAGGAUGAAAAUGCUUGGUUUCAACACCUGGGAGACUCCCUGCCACGAGCAGGAAUGACAAAAGAAGUGCAAGGAGCGGAUCCUAUGAUGAUGCAUCCGGCAUUUGGACGUGGAGUUGCUGGCCAUUUCUUCAGAUACGAUGGCAGACUCCUUCAAGACUCCUCCUGCGCUCGCAUUAGGUGGCAUGUCUUGGAGGAGCGGGGCCACCUCAGCAGCAGCCAGCUGCAAGCUUUGCGACAGGUGCUGCGGCCUCCUGGCUCUGCUUUUGAGACGGAUCCCAGUGCUUUGUCUCCGACUCUUGGCUGCAGAACAAUAUUGGUUGCGUUCAGUUUUGGACCGUUUCCACUGGUGUCCUGUGUUCUCGCUGCAGCUUUUCUCUCGCCCCACUUUUCUCUCUCUCUCUCUCUCUUUUUCUUUGCCCCUGUUUUUCGAGUUUGUUUGUUGUUUUUUCAAUCAAUCCAUUGCUUUUUUAGCAACGUUUUUUGA